UGCAUUGGGGGUAGAGUGGGAUGGGAGCGAUGACGUCAUGGCUUAUGACAUGCAGAUGCAUUCAAAAAGUAGAACUACAAAAGACAUUAUACAGAAGUCACUAAGAAUAGUUAGAUACGAUUUUUCUAGACGAUUAUGAAGUUUAAGACUCGUCGGAGAACGUAUAGCUGGCUGGAAGAUGUCUAGUGUGAAGAGAAAGAGUGAAAAGUUUAUUAUUGCGCGGAUCUUCUUGGAUAGCGCGGCAAACGAGCUACAACCAAGGGAACUUGGUAACGUAUACGGAUCGUUGUGAAGUCAGGAAGUAUUGGAGGAAUGUCCGUAACAGAAUCAUAACAAGAUAGACUCUUCCAGCAAUUGAAAUAUAAACAUCAUGACUGAAAGUAAGGUUUCUUCUUCAAGAGAGUUCUCUCCGCGAGCAAAAAAAGCUUCGAUUACAGAAAAUGGAACUCCUCUUCGAAGAGAUGUCGUUAAUGCAGACGACAUUAUCUCGUUCGAAUUUGAAGAUUGCACGGGAAAUUUUGGAGUUGUACUCGAAAAUAAAGCUUCUGGCAGCCCAAGUCGUGCAAGAAGUGCUUUGGGAAAUAUCAGAAUCGCGGAUUUAUUGUCGGGUAGCAGAGCUAAAGACGAUGGAAAGCUAUCAGUUGGAGAUCGGGUGUUGGAAAUUAAUGGACACGAUUUAUCAAAGGCUAGUCUUGAACGAGCAAGGUGGUACUUGGGUAGUGCUUUACGAAGUGGCAAAUUAAAAAUAAAAGUCGUCCGGAACCUAACGGAAAGCAAUAUUCCACCGAUAGCUAAUGGGAUUGCAACAGUUGCACUUGAAAGAAUUCCUGAUGCUUCAAAACCGAAAAAUAUGGUCAAAAAGAUUCACAUCCUUAAAGACAGCCGUGGACUUGGAGUUCAAAUAUCAAUGAAGUUGAACCGUGUUACAGGAGAGAAAGGUGUUUUUGUGUCUGAUGUCAGCCCUGGAGGAGCUGCAGCAAGGGAUGGUCGCCUUAAGGAUGGUGAUGAACUUUUGUGGAUCAAUGGUCAUAGCCUAAUAGGUGUCACACAACAGGAGGCUGUUGACUUGCUGAGAGCAUCACCAAAGCUUAUACAACUAGUUAUUUCCACGCAGGGUAGUGAAUCUCCUGCAGAGAGGAAAACCCCAUUGAGAGGUAGAUCAGAGUCACAGGAAAAUGUGCAGAGAAAAGCUAUGAAACAGGGAACAAGAAGUCUUCCCCGUGCUGCAUCUGCAGACAAUGUGUUAAAUACAAGUUACAAAGGCAGAAGCAAGACUUUGGAUCACACCAAAAAGAAAAUUUCUCUAACCGAUAAACAUGUAGAAGAAGCAACUACAAGGUUGAACCACUCUGAUGUACAAGAACCAAUAGAAAAUGGUCAUUCUAGAACAACUGAUCACAGAUUGGAGAAGAAUAACAAUCACAAUAAACAAACUGACUUUAUGGAGAGGUCAUUCAAGGUACAAAAUGGUUUUCCUGUGGAUGGAAGCAUAUCAAGUUUGACUAAUGGUAGGCAUCGGUCCUCAAGUAGUUCAUCUUUGAGUUCAGAUGGGACAUCAAAGUCAAACUCUGGGGAUAUUUUGUUAUCAAAAGAAGAUGAAAGUCUAGAUUGUGAGCCAGUGACUUUAGAAGAUAAACCCCUAACAAAAGGCUCAACAACAAAUACAUCACCUCGUAAGACUUCAUUGUCCCCAGUUAUCGAUGCUACAGGGAAAAGAAAUUCACCAAAUGUUUUGUCGAACACAUCAAAAGAAAAGCCACCCAACAGCAGAACAAGUUUGGAACCUGGUCAAAUCUCACCUUCCCUUCCAAGGCCUCAGUCUCCAGGAGGCAUGGGAAUUGUCUUCCCUGCACGCUAUCUUGGGAAGCCCCCUUCUAAUGUUAUGACGAUAGCUUCACCAACACCUCUGAAUUUUGUUGGAAGUAAUGAACGAGACUCGCCACAAGCUAAAAGAAAAGGAAGUUAUGAGAACACUCUGAGGAGGGCUAGUAAAGGAAUGGACGAGGAAAUUGUGACCAUAGUCUUGGUCAAAGGAAUGAGCGGAAAAGGUCUUGGCUUUACUAUUGUUGGAGGAAAAGGCUCACCUCAUGGUGAUAUGGCUGUGUAUGUCAAGAAUAUUCUUCCUGGCGGUGCAGCAGAAGCGGAUGGCAGAAUGAAACGAGGAGAUGAGGUGCUGUCAGUAAAUGGGACAGCUUUUCAAGGCUUCACGCAUCAAGAAGCGCUGGACACCUUUAAGAAUCUUCGCAGAGGAAUUGUGACCUUGAAAGUAAAAAGAAACAGCCCUGGAGCUCCAAGUUUGUCAGCGUUCACUACACCUCAGAGCUCACCGGGAAGCUCACGUCAUAACAGCAAAGAUGUAACGGCUGAAUCUUCUAGCUCGAGUAAUUCUUCAUCACCAACAAUGUUUCGUAAGCUGCGUCAAAAAAGGAGCCAAAAGGAGAAAAAAACUGAAGUUGUGUUAUAUAAAGAGCCUGGGAACAGCUUGGGAAUCGGUUUAGGAGAACGCAGUCCAUCAAGCCAGCAGUUACAAGGCAUCUUUGUUCAAUGUAUUAUUGAAGGGACCCCAGCAGCUAAUGAUGGACGACUGAGGCAAGGUGACCAAAUCCUUGAAAUAAAUGAUGUGAAAUUAGAAGGUUUAACAGUGGAAAAAGUGUAUGGCAUUCUGGAUAAAGUUCCUCCAGGAAAAGUGUACAUUAAAGUCAUACAGAGCAAUGCAUCAGAGAAGAUACCUCUACAACUAAAUGAUGCACUAAGCAAACUUCAAAGUGAGCGUCAGUUAUUGGAUAAAAAGAUGUCUGGGAAAUCAAAGAGUGUUGGGACAGCAUCCACCCUCUCGGGUGCUUCAGGCAGUUCUGAUUCUUGUGACAACAUGACAAGUCUUUCCUCAUCUUUUGAUCUUCUAAUACCACUCUCUGCAGGAUCAAGCAGGAAAAAGAAGGUGAUAAUUUAUUUUUAUUGCGUUUUGUAUACAUGUUGGUUCUUUGAAUCUUUUGACCAAAGAAAACAUGAAUUUAAAACAAAUACUUAACAUCAAUUUCCUAGUUGGUCUGUGAAACCCAAAGCUGGCCAAAUAAUGGGACGAUGUAA
Molecule: messenger RNA, 3087 nt
Organism: Orbicella faveolata
Lineage: Eukaryota; Metazoa; Cnidaria; Anthozoa; Scleractinia; Merulinidae
Molecular function (GO): protein binding
Source: RefSeq, a predicted model, not a curated record